This is a messenger RNA of Auanema sp. JU1783, 1440 nucleotides long. Lineage: Eukaryota; Metazoa; Nematoda; Chromadorea; Rhabditida; Rhabditidae. The record is from the annotation of a GenBank genome assembly.
AUGAAUGAUGAAGAUGAGGAGUUUGAAGAUGCUCUGGAUUCCCUCGAAGCGAGUGUAACUUCUUCAAAUGUGCCCCAACCGCGAUCAAGCUUAGUGCCUUCUGCGGAACAUAUUAGUCGACCAGAUGAGCUAUUGUUACCAUCUCAAACAAAGUAUUCUCCUUCCCGUGGUCCAACUUUUCCGUUCCCUGGACCUCAUUCUGUGUCUACACCUCAGGAUUCAGUAGUUGGUAGCAGCCGUAGAGAACGUUUAACAGCGUUUAGAAAUCGCAUGAAAGAAGAGUUUGGUGCUAGAGAGUCAUUCACCCCAGCAGUUCUCCAUGGAGAUAGUGAUGGAAUCAGCAUCAUUAGUGAUACUACAAGUUUGCAUUCAUGGCAUAGACGUGUUCUGGCAGGACCUGAAACUGUUAUUGUCCUACCUUCCGAUAGUGUUAGUACUAGGGCGCCGUCAACAUCUGGGGCGAAUAAUAACUCCUUUGGAUCACCACUCGAGACAGUGAAUAGAAUUUGUACCGUUCCAGAAAACAGUUCUAUUGAUCAUUAUCCUCAAGAACCUACUCACAUUGUACAUAAAAUGUAUAGUCCCAGUUCUAUGGUUUCUUCACCUACAGGACCUCCACCAAAACAUCCUCCUCCUCCGCUUCCUUCUCGUGAGCGUACAGGAUCUGUUGGUUCAAAUCUUGAAUACAACUGUAAAAAGUCAAUUCAGGCUCCUUCCCCUUUGACCGAUUUACGAACGCCUCCACCUCUUCCUCCGAGAAAUCCAUCUAUAAGAUUGCCUGAUCCAGUAGCAUCGGAGGUUGUUGCUCGUUUAGCUGCUCUAGAAGAUGAAAAUAGUCAUACUCCUGUCGCAAUGACGUCAAGUGAUAGCAUUUCCAGUCAGGGAGUGUCCAAUAAAAGUCAAAGGGUAUCCACUAACUCAAACGACUCCAUUAGCUCGAUUAGCGAAAACGGAACACGUCGUAGGGGACAUAAUAAAACUAACUCAUUGGAUAGAGGUCUCACGCUAGCCAAAACUUUGAAAGCUGGACCCUUCCCUCCUCCAUCCAAUAAAUCAAACUCACUUAAACGCCCAGCAGAAACUGAAGGAGAAGAAGGGGAAAGAAACUCUGCCGCGGCAGGGGUUAUAAUGCAGAUCACAACAGGAAUACUACCCGAUAAAAUUCCACCAGAAACUCUUGAACCUAUUACGUCCGGCUCUUCUUCAGUUUCUUCACCCAGUUCACAUGUUUCAAAAGAGAAGAAAAAUGAAACUGAGGCGGAGAGAAGCUCAUAUAUCGAUAACUUGAAUGCGCAUUGUGCCCAAGAAGAGAUAAUUUCCGAGUUCGAAUCUCGAAUGCCUUCCACCUCUUUGUCAUCAUCUAUUGAUCCGAUUACACGUGAUGUUGAGAGAAGGAUGAGUAUGAAACGUGAUGGAACACUGAAUGAUUCAAUUUGGUAA